Messenger RNA from Xiphophorus couchianus (Monterrey platyfish), 6778 nucleotides. It is a transcript of the gene snrnp200, whose product is annotated as small nuclear ribonucleoprotein 200 (U5). Gene Ontology annotation, molecular function: DNA helicase activity; nucleic acid binding; ATP binding. Bases 230 to 6640 code for a protein of 2136 amino acids. The transcript has 44 exons. NCBI's taxonomy places the organism in Eukaryota, Metazoa, Chordata, Actinopteri, Cyprinodontiformes, Poeciliidae. The record is from RefSeq and is a predicted model, not a curated record. Gene Ontology annotation, cellular component: nucleus. Gene Ontology annotation, biological process: resolution of meiotic recombination intermediates.
UUGACACAGGAAGUGGAAACCAGAGGAAAGCCUGUUGUGCGCUCGUGUUAGCAGCGAUUUUGUUACGUAGGAGAAACGCAAUAUUUCAGAGAUUAAUGAGAACGACUUUUAUUUGAAAUAGAAACAUUAAACCGAUGCGCUCGGCGUCUCAUUGAAAAGUCAGAGUCAAGUCAGCUCUGUGAGCAUUUGUAACUGGAGGAGCGGUGGAAGCUGAGCGAAAAGCGGCACCAUGGCGGAUGUUACCGCUCGUAACCUGCAGUAUGAGUACAAAGCGAACUCAAACUUGGUGCUGCAAGCGGAUCGCUCUCUGAUCGACCGCACUCGGAGAGAUGAGCCCACCGGUGAGGUGCUGUCCUUGGUGGGGAAGCUGGAGGGGACAAAGAUGGGGGACAAAGCUCAGCGGACCAAACCCCAGAAGCUGGAGGAACGACGAGAUAAGAGAAGAAAAAGAGAUGAGGACAGACACGACAUCAACAAAAUGAAAGGCUUUACCCUCCUGUCUGAGGGCAUCGAUGAAAUGGUGGGCAUCGUGUACAAGCCCAAAACCAAAGAAACCAGAGAGACCUAUGAAGUGCUGCUGAGCUUCAUCCACGCAGCUUUAGGAGAUCAGCCUCGUGAUAUUCUGUGUGGAGCAGCUGAUGAAGUGUUGGCAGUGCUGAAGAACGACAAAAUGAGGGACAAAGAAAGGCGACGUGAAGUCGAGCAACUUCUUGGCCCGUCUGAUGACACGCGCUAUCAUGUGCUGGUCAACCUGGGAAAGAAGAUCACAGACUACGGAGGAGACAAGGACUUACAGAAUAUGGAUGACAACAUUGAUGAAACAUAUGGUGUCAACGUACAGUUUGAAUCUGACGAGGAAGAAGGAGAUGAGGACCAGUUUGGCGAAGUACGAGACGAACACUCAGAUGAAGACAGCGAAGGAGAAGAAGCGGUUGUCUCCACUAGGCUAACAGCGAAUCUCGGUGAGGCGGGUGACGUGAUGUCAGAGAAGAAGAAACAGUUACAUCCUCGGGACAUUGACGCCUUCUGGCUCCAACGUCAGCUCAGUCGGUUCUACGAUGACGCCAUCGUCUCUCAAAAGAAGGCUGACGAAGUCUUGGAAAUCCUCAAGACUGCGAGUGAUGACAGAGAGUGUGAGAACCAGCUGGUGCUGCUGCUGGGCUUCAACACCUUUGACUUCAUCAAAGUCCUUCGUCAGCACCGCCGCAUGAUUCAGUAUUGUACCAUGCUGGCCAGCGCUCAGAGCGAGGCAGAAAAGGAGCGGAUCAUUGGAAAGAUGGAGUCGGAUCAGGAGCUUUCAAAGAUUCUCUACCAGCUGCAGGAGACUGAGAAGGAGGACAUUAUCAGAGAAGAACGAUCUCGCAGAGAGAGAGUGAGGAAGUCUCGAGUGGAUGACUUGGAAGCGAUGGACGUUGACCACGGAGAGUCAGUGAUGCCUCGGCAGCUUCUGGACCUGGAAGACUUGGCCUUCAGUCAAGGCAGCCACUUCAUGGCCAACAAGCGAUGCCAGCUGCCAGACGGCUCCUUUCGUAAGCAGCGUAAAGGUUAUGAAGAAGUCCACGUGCCUGCUCUCAAGCCGAAACCCUUUGCUGACGAUGAGGUACUUGUUGCCAUUGAUAAGUUGCCCAAGUAUGCCCAGGCUGGAUUCGAAGGCUUCAAAACUCUGAACCGCAUUCAGAGCAAGCUGUUCAAGACCGCCAUGGAAACGGAUGAAAACUUGCUUGUGUGCGCGCCUACGGGAGCCGGUAAGACCAACGUCGCCUUGAUGGCGAUGCUGAGGGAAAUCGGGAAGCACAUAAACAUGGAUGGAACAAUCAAUGUGGAUGACUUUAAAAUCAUCUACAUUGCACCCAUGCGCUCACUCGUACAGGAGAUGGUGGGAAGUUUUGGCAAGCGUCUUGCAAGCUACGGCAUCAUUGUGUCUGAGCUGACCGGAGACCACCAGCUCUGUAAAGAGGAGAUCAACGCCACUCAGAUCAUCGUCUGCACCCCUGAGAAAUGGGACAUCAUCACUCGGAAAGGCGGCGAGCGCACCUACACCCAGCUAGUGCGCCUCAUCAUCAUUGAUGAAAUCCAUUUGCUGCACGACGACCGUGGCCCCGUGCUGGAGUCCCUGGUGGCUAGGACCAUCCGUAACGUGGAGCUGACCCAGGAGGACGUGCGGCUGAUCGGUCUCAGCGCCACGCUGCCCAACUAUGAAGACGUAGCCACCUGCCUGCGCGUUGAUCCUGCAAAGGGGCUGUUUUACUUUGACAACAGUUUUCGGCCUGUGCCCCUUGAGCAGACGUACGUUGGUAUCACAGAAAAGAAAGCCAUCAAACGUUUCCAAAUCAUGAAUGAGAUAGUUUAUGAAAAGAUCAUGGAGCAUGCUGGAAAGAACCAGGUCCUGGUUUUUGUUCACUCCAGGAAAGAGACAGGAAAGACCGCCAGAGCCAUUCGGGACAUGUGCUUGGAGAAGGACACUCUGGGUUUGUUCCUGAGAGAGGGUUCUGCUUCUACUGAAGUGUUGAGAACCGAGGCAGAACAAUGCAAAAACUUGGAGCUAAAGGAUUUGCUUCCUUAUGGCUUUGCUAUCCAUCACGCUGGGAUGACCAGAGUGGACCGUACGCUGGUGGAGGAUCUGUUUGCAGAUCGACACAUCCAGGUUCUGGUGUCCACAGCCACUCUGGCUUGGGGUGUGAACCUGCCAGCUCACACCGUCAUCAUCAAAGGAACCCAGGUUUACAGCCCAGAGAAAGGCAGAUGGACGGAGCUGGGAGCGCUGGACAUUUUACAGAUGCUGGGUCGAGCCGGUCGUCCGCAGUAUGACACCAAGGGAGAGGGAAUCCUAAUCACGUCUCACGGAGAGCUGCAGUAUUACCUGUCCCUGCUGAACCAGCAGCUGCCCAUAGAGAGCCAGAUGGUGGUGAAGCUCCCUGACAUGCUCAACGCAGAGAUAGUGCUGGGAAACGUUCAGAAUGUGAAGGAUGCUGUGAACUGGCUCGGCUAUACCUACUUGUACGUGCGCAUGCUCCGCAACCCGACGCUGUAUGGAGUAUCCCACGACGACCGAAAUUCAGACCCGCUGCUGGAGAGGCGCAGGAUGGACCUGAUUCACACAGCCGCCAACGUCCUGGACAAGAACAGCCUCAUUAAAUAUGACAAGAGGACGGGAACUUUCCAGGUAACAGACCUAGGUCGCAUUGCCAGCCACUUCUACAUCACCCACGACUCCAUUCAGACCUACAACCAGCUGCUGAAGCCCACGCUCAGUGAGAUCGAACUCUUCAGAGUCUUUUCACUGUCCUCAGAGUUCAGGAACAUCACAGUGAGAGAGGAGGAAAAACUUGAGCUUCAGAAGCUUCUGGAAAGAGUUCCCAUUCCUGUAAAGGAGAGCAUUGAGGAGCCUAGCGCUAAGAUUAAUGUUCUGCUUCAAGCUUUCAUCUCUCAGCUCAAACUGGAAGGCUUUGCCCUGAUGGCAGACAUGGUUUACGUCACACAGAGUGCUGGUCGUUUAAUGCGAGCCAUAUUUGAGAUUGUGCUCAACCGUGGCUGGGCCCAGCUCACAGACAAGACCAUGAAUCUCUGCAAGAUGAUUGACAAACGGAUGUGGCAGUCGAUGUCCCCACUGCGGCAGUUCAAGAAGCUUCCUGAAGAGGUCGUCAAGAAGAUCGAGAAGAAAAACUUCCCCUUCGAGCGUCUCUAUGAUCUCAACCACAAUGAGAUUGGUGAGCUGAUCCGCAUGCCGAAGAUGGGUAAGACCAUUCAUAAAUACGUGCACCAGUUCCCCAAGCUUGACCUGGCUGUCCACAUUCAGCCUAUCACUCGCUCCACGCUCAAAGUGGAGCUGACCAUCACGCCGGACUUCCAGUGGGAUGAUAAGAUUCACGGAUCGUCUGAAGCCUUCUGGAUCCUGGUGGAGGAUGUCGACAGUGAGGUCAUCCUCCACCAUGAGUACUUCCUGCUUAAGGCCAAGUACGCCCAGGACGAGCACCUUGUGACCUUUUUUGUUCCGGUGUUUGAGCCUUUACCUCCACAGUAUUUCAUUCGUGUCGUCUCGGACCGAUGGCUCUCUUGUGAGACGCAGCUGCCCGUGUCCUUCCGUCACCUUAUCCUACCUGAAAAGUACCCGCCACCCACAGAGCUGCUGGAUCUGCAGCCGCUGCCUGUCACCGCGCUCAGAAACUCUGCCUUCGAGGCUCUUUAUCAGAACAAGUUCCCUUUCUUUAACCCCAUCCAAACACAAGUCUUCAAUGCUGUGUACAACAGUGAUGAUAAUGUGUUUGUUGGAGCUCCAACUGGCAGCGGAAAGACCAUCUGUGCAGAGUUCGCCAUCCUGAGAAUGCUGCUGCACAACUCAGAGGGUCGCUGCGUCUACAUCACCCCAAUGGAAGCGCUGGCGGAGCAGGUGUUUGUUGACUGGCACCAGAAAUUCCAGGAUAUCCUGAACAAGAAGGUGGUUCUGCUGACGGGAGAAACCAGCACAGAUCUGAAGCUGCUGGGAAAAGGCGACAUCAUCGUCAGCACCCCGGACAAAUGGGACAUCCUGUCUCGUCGCUGGAAACAGCGAAAGAACGUCCAGAACGUCAGCCUCUUCAUCGUGGAUGAGACGCACCUCAUCGGAGGAGAAAACGGACCUGUGCUGGAGGUCAUCUGCUCGAGGAUGAGGUACAUCUCCUCUCAAAUCGAGCGCCCCAUCCGCAUCGUGGCUCUCAGCUCAUCGUUGUCCAACGCCAAGGACGUGGCUCACUGGCUGGGCUGCAGCACCACCGCUACGUUCAACUUCCACCCCAACGUCAGGCCUGUGCCUCUGGAGCUGCACAUCCAGGGCUUCAACGUGAGCCACACUCAGACCCGCCUGCUGUCCAUGGCCAAGCCGGUGUAUCACGCCAUCAUGAAGCAUUCUCCCUCCAAGCCGGUGGUGGUGUUCGUCCCAUCCCGUAGGCAGACCCGCCUCACCGCCAUCGACAUCCUCACGUUCUGCGCCGCUGAUGUCGUCCCUCAGAGGUUCCUGUACUGCUCUGAGAAAGAACUGGCUCCAUUCCUGGAGAAAAUAAACGACCCGACUCUGAAGGAAACUCUAGCCAACGGAGUGGGGUACCUGCACGAGGGCCUGACUGCCACUGAGCGUCGGAUAGUUGAGCAGCUUUUUAACUCUGGUGCUGUCCAGGUGGUGGUCUCCUCACGUUCGCUCUGCUGGGGCAUCAACGUCUCUGCCCAUCUCGUCAUUGUCAUGGACACCCAGUACUAUAAUGGAAAAAUCCAUGCGUAUGUGGACUAUCCCAUAUAUGAUGUCCUCCAGAUGGUCGGCAAGGCAAACAGGCCCAUGCUGGAUGACGAGGGACGCUGUGUUAUCAUGUGUCAGGGAUCCAAGAAGGACUUCUUCAAGAAGUUUCUGUACGAGCCACUGCCCGUAGAGUCCCACCUGGAUCACUGUCUCCACGAUCACUUCAACGCCGAGAUCGUCACCAAGACGGUCGAGAACAAGCAAGACGCCGUCGACUACCUGACCUGGACGUUCCUCUACAGACGGAUGACGCAGAACCCCAACUACUACAACCUGCAAGGCAUGUCCCAUCGCCACCUGUCCGAUCACCUGUCCGAGCUGGUGGAAAACACCCUACAUGACCUGGAGCAGUCCAAGUGCAUCAGCAUCGAGGACGAAAUGGACGUCGCUCCGCUCAACCUGGGAAUGAUCGCCGCUUACUACUACAUCAACUACACAACGAUCGAGUUGUUCAGUAUGUCCCUGAACGCCAAGACAAAGAUCCGUGGGUUGAUCGAGAUCAUCUCCAACGCAGCUGAAUACAAGAACAUUCCCAUCAGGCACCACGAAGACACGCUUCUCCGACAGCUGGUGCAGAAAGUUCCCCACAAGCUGAACAACCCGAAGUUCAACGAUCCUCACGUGAAGACCAACCUGCUGCUGCAGGCCCACCUCUCCAGGAUGCAGCUGAGCGCCGAGCUCCAGUCAGACACGGAGGAGAUACUGAGCAAGGCGAUCCGUCUGAUUCAGGCCUGCGUCGACGUGCUGUCCAGUAACGGCUGGCUGAGUCCUGCCCUGGCUGCCAUGGAGCUGGCGCAGAUGGUCACCCAGGCCAUGUGGUCCAAGGACUCUUACCUGAAGCAGCUGCCCCACUUCACCUCAGACCACAUCAAACGCUGCACUGACAAAGGUGUGGAGAGCAUCUUUGACAUCAUGGAAAUGGAGGACGAGGACAGAACGUCUUUGCUGCAGCUCUCCGACGGGCAGAUGACCGACGUGGCUCGCUUCUGUAACCGCUACCCCAACAUUGAGCUUUCUUAUGACGUAGCGGAGAGGGACAACAUCAAAAGCGGCAGUCCAGUUCUGGUCCAGGUGCAGCUCGAGAGAGAGGAAGAGGUGACGGGUCCAGUCAUCGCACCACUCUUCCCUCAGAAACGCGAGGAGGGCUGGUGGGUGGUCAUCGGAGACCCCAAGUCGAACAGCCUCAUCUCUAUCAAGAGGCUGACUCUUCAGCAGAAAGCAAAGGUCAAGCUGGACUUUGUUGCGCCUGCUGUGGGCAUCCUUAACUACACCCUGUACUUUAUGAGCGACGCUUACAUGGGCUGUGACCAGGAGUACAAAUUCAGCGUGGAUGUGAAAGAGGCCGACAGCGAGGGGGAAAGUGACUCAGACUAAGCAGUAAAUUUUUUUUAAAUUAGACAUAGGGAAUCAAGGGGUUUAUUUUUUUGUCCUUUAGAUGCUCAACCUGAUUUAUGUACCUUUGCUUUACCUGUCAACAUGUCUCAAUACUUAUUAAAGUCCAGUGUCAUUUUA